GAUUUUUUUUUCCAGGUGGCGAGGCAGUGUAUACAAAUUAGUAUGGAGGGAGCUUGUGGCAUACUUAGCAAUCUAUUUUAGUAUUAAUUUUACAUAUAGAUACGCGUUAACUGAGCAACAACAAAGAACGUUCGAAAUCGUACGACAAUACUUUUAUAAACAUAGUGAGAAUAUUCCAAUGGCAUUCGUGCUUGGAUUCUAUGUAACGCUGGUAGUGAAGAGGUGGUGGGAGCAGUACAGGCUUCUUCCAUGGCCCGAUACACUGGCGCUUUUUGUUUCAGCGGCCAUCCCCGGAGUGGAUGAGCGAGGCAGAUUGAUGCGUAGGACUAUCGUGAGAUAUGCUAUCCUAGCGUACGUCAUUACGUUAAAACACGUAAGUGUUCGUGUGAAGAAGCGGUUUCCGACACUACAGCACAUUGUCGACGCUGGUCUCAUGAUGGAGAGCGAGAAGAAGAUCUUCGAGAUGCUGGACGAAAGGCACCCGAUGGCGAAGUACUGGCUUCCUCUGACCUGGGCGACCAACAUCAUCAACAGGGCCCGGAAGGAUUCCUUGAUAUCCUCCGACCAUCUCGUACAGACCAUCCUCAUGGAAAUGUCUGAUAUCAGGUGGAGGUUGGGCAGCCUCAUCGGCUACGAUAACGUCACGGUCCCCCUCGUCUACACACAGGUUGUGACAUUAUCAGUAUAUAUUUACUUCAUGGCAGCACUCAUUGGGAGGCAAUUCGUCACUCCAGUGGCAGGAGCCAACCUCAUUGACAACAUAGACAUCUAUUUUCCAGUAGUUACUGUACUUCAGUUUUGUUUCUACAUCGGAUGGUUGAAGGUUGCUGAAGUGCUCAUAGGUCCAUUUGGCGAAGACGAUGACGACAUCGAAUUGAACUGGCUCAUCGACAGGCACAUCAAGGCCGCUUACAUGAUCGUUGAUGAGAUGCACGAGGAACAUCCAGAGCUCCUGAAGGACCAGUACUGGGACGAAGUUGUACCAAGGGACUUACCUUACACCCUGGCCUCCGAGUGCUACCGCAAGUCCGAACCCAAGGGGUCGGCGGAAUUUUACAAAGUGAAGCAAACAGAGGCGCUCUAUGCUAACCUGACUCACAGGAAAUCUGUCGGCCAGCCAGACGAAUACGCCGAUUACGAAAGUGUUGACACUCCGAUUGUUGAAAGAAGAAAGAACUGGUUCCAGCGACAGGUGCAGAGAAUGAGCUCUGUACGCCGCUCUUCUUCGACAACUUAUAGCUCUGGUCUUUUUGGUGGAACAAGAUCGAGGCACAACUCAGUUUAUGCCACACCAAAUGAGGGUGGAAUACUGCCUACGUCUGGACAUUUUCCACCACUGCCAAUUCCUACUAGCCAUCAGCCAGCAACUCACAAAAUGUCUAUUUACGAUCGACUUCUAAGAAGAAAAUCUACACGAAGAGGACCAGGUAUAUUGAAUGGGAAUAUGCCACCAACGUCACACAGGAACAGGCCUAGAAUACCAACUCCUGAUGUAGGCAAAGAUGGUGUGGAUAAGGAUAAUAAAUUUGUAUUCCCCCAUAAUAACAAUAAUAACCACAUGGGAAAUGGCAAUGUCAGUGCUCAACCAGUACAAAAUACUUUUGUUUUAACUGAAGCUCCACAAAUCAUGCAAGUUUUACUACCCAUUGCUGAAGCAGAUGGAAACCAAUCAACUAUAACUUCAACUGGGAGCACAGCAGCCCUGGCACAAGCUGUUCUAUCACCGACUUUGAAAUCUGCAGGUUUUAUAACACAACCAGUAACAGUGGCAACUGUUACUCAACCAACAGUAGCUAUUACUGGUCCAAUCCUUCCAGGAAUUUUGACCACAAACAAUAGUGGUGGAAGUGUGAAAAUAACAGAAAUCACAGAAGAUAGCGGCUGUGGCAGCUCAAAUGGAAGCCCAUCCAGUGGGGAAGAUAGAAGUAGGAAGACUAGCACUACUUCUCAAAGAAGGGGAGAGGUGUAUGUGUAGUGUCAACUAUCUAAAACUUUAGAAUUCCUUUAAUAAAUUCAGUGAUAAAACUAUAAGUUUGAAUACCAAUUCUGUAAAUUAGUGUUUUAAUAUUUUGUAAAUAUUGAAUGUACAGACUAGAUCAAUUUUUUAAACAUUGAUUUAUUUGUGAUCAAAUUAUAUAUAUAUAUAUGUGUUGACUGUUGGGUUAUUUUUUGAACCUCUGUAGUCAAUAAUAAAAUUAUUUGAAACAGAAUGGUAGGCCAAACAACCAAUGAGCUCAAAGGGAAUUUUUUUCUAAAUAAUUAAAUUUAUGCUAUAUUCUUAAUAGUUCUCUAUUAAGGUUAGUGGGAAACUAGCAGUCGUAUUUAUAAAUAAGGAAUUAGGAACAAAAUUUAGGUAGAAUUUUAGUUCCAAAAUGAAGAAAAAUAAAGAAGUAUUUUGGAUCUGGAAGUUACCUCUGUUUUGAGUGCAUUUUCACUCUGGUAAUACUUUACCUCACUGUAAAUAAAGCCAUUUGAUGUGUAAGUCUUUGUGAUUAUUUAACUGUAAUUAUUUGUUUGCAUUAGUAAAAUAAGUAUGUGGGGAAAGUAAGGGUACUAUAAAAUAAUCAUUUAUAAAUAAUUUAUGCAAAAUUCUAAAUGAAAAAAAAAAUUUAAGAAUGUUUACCAAUAAAUAAGAUGUAAUCUUUGCAGAAAUAAAUUUAAGACUGGUUUGCAGAUAUUGUUUGAUUAAAACAACAAAUCUGUGAAGGAAAACUAUUUAUUUUUUAAUUAAUAUCAAGAAUUUUUAUUUUAAUAUGGAGUGUGAAUACAAAUUUCUUGAAGUAGAAAAGAUUUAAAUAUCAAAGUGAUACAAAAUACAUUUAAAAUAAUUACGGACUUUUAUUUAUUUAUGAGACAUUUGUAUUUUAAAAGUAUUUAUUUGUUUUAAUUUUAUUUGAUUAUUGUAAGAUUAGGUUAGGCAACUUGGCACAAUGUCAUGGGAAUUGUUUGAUAUUGUUUGCACCAGUAAAAAGGCUGUGUAAUAAGUACUGUUGUGCCAUGUACAUGGUCAGAACAUUUAUUUUUAUAUAUUUUUUCAAAUAAAUGUCUGAUUGGACUAUGAUGUAAAACUACAAUGAACUUUUUUAUCUGUAUUGAUAACAUAUGCUUGGUAAAUUAUUGUAUUAUUAUCAAUGUGCAAGGGAAUAAAGAAGCAAUUGUGUAAGAUGGUAAAAUUUAAAUAAUAUGUAAGCAAUGAGAGCUUUUUAUUUGUAUUUAAGUCAUGAAAAAAAUGUGAUUAUUAUUAUUGUUAUGUAAUCUUGUUUUAUCAUAAUGAAAAUUAUGAAGAAAAAUAAUGUAAAUACGAUUUUGUAUCUAUACUAUAAGCUGAAAUUUUUUUUAAAAAUAAAUAAAAAAUUUAAAACUUGAAAAAGAGUAAGUAAUUGGAUGCAUAGAACUGAACUGAUAUAGUUGAAUUUUACAGUUUUAUCCACUUCAAGUAAAUUGAAAUUCAGUUUAUUGUACAUUACUUUCUCAAACAAAAAAAAUUAAAGUAAAUAUUUAUAAAUAUCUGUAUUCUUAUUUUAUUUAAAACUUUAAUAAUAAAAGAUCAAUUUAAUGUGAUCUGACAGACAAUGUAUAGAAUCUGAUUAUUCCUAUCAUCUAUAAACAAAUUUAUGAACCCGAAUGGCUGAAUGACUACAGUCCUAUCGAACUGAUAUAUUGUUUUCUUUGUUAUUAGUUAUAGUCUUUGAAUUUAAGGAAUAUGUAGAUAUGCCCAUUCAAGCCAAUGGAUAUGGGUAAUGAGUAAAAAAUUAUUAUUGGUGUAAUUGCCACAUGUAUAAAUAUGAUACUAGAAAAUCUGUAUUCAAUUUAGGUUUAUAAUUGAACAGAAUAUAGAAGUUAGAACUAGAAAUUAAGAUAAUAAAUAUAGAUAAUUUAUCAUUGUUUGAUUGUGUAUAUGUUAAAAUAAGAAAAUAGCCGUCCAUGUAUUAUUUUUGUAUAUAUGAUGCAUACAAAUAAAUAACUAAAUUGAUUCUUUAUGAUUUCUAUUGACAAGAUUAAACCAUAACAAAAUCUAUACCUGUGUCAAUUAGUAAUUUGAAAAUGUACUCUCUAACAAAGCGUUUUUAUU
Molecule: messenger RNA, 4072 nt
Organism: Nezara viridula (southern green stink bug)
Lineage: Eukaryota; Metazoa; Arthropoda; Insecta; Hemiptera; Pentatomidae
Source: the annotation of a GenBank genome assembly